AUGAACAACAGUUCCGCUGCAGAUCCGUCCACCGACGAAGACGUUUUCUUUGGUUUCAGACCAGAGUUUUCGUAUCCUGUUGCAGCCUGUUACAUAGUUAUCACAGUGGUGGCGGUCUUUGGAAACUUCUUGGUCUGUUUCGCAAUACUUGCUAACCGGCAUCUCCGCAACAAUCCCACGAAUCUUUUCAUCUUUUCCUUGGCUCUUUCAGAUUUUCUCGCGGCAACGAUCGUGGUACCGUUUGAUAUAGAAUCACUUUUCCUUGACGGUGCAUGGAAUCAUGGAAGAGCAUUCUGCAUAGUUUGGCAGGUGGUGUACAUGAUUACUAUACCCAUCUCGAUUUUCAGCCUAUUGACCAUCAGUGUGGAUCGAUAUAAAACCCUCAGUGAUCCUUUGUCGCGGUUUAAGAAUUCACAGUUCAUGACCCAAACCAGAGCUUUAAUUGUUAUAGCGAUCAUCUGGCUGUAUUGCCCACUAUGGCCGUUUUUUGUCCUCAUGGGUUGGCGAGAGGAAGGAGAAGCAGAUGAUGAUGGCAUCUGCAUACUGCCAUACACAAAGAACUAUAUCCUUGUUUCGUCCUUUCCGAUGCGGCAGCCCUCCAAGGAUGAAAAAAAGGUGUAUUUGAGAAAUGUCAAAGCGGCUAAGACGACUUCAAAGUUCGUUUUGGCGCUGUUCUUCUGCUGGCAACCUUACUUUUAUUUUGCCAUUGCUAGUGCUAUCGACGGAGAAAACUGGGAACCGUUUCCUUACGAAGUUCACCCAGUGUUGUUGAUGUUUGGUUACCUUAACUCAGCACUUAAUCCGUUUCUUUUUGCCUUUUUCGACAAAAGUUUUAAGGCUGUUUAUAAAAAGCGUAAACCAGCUGUGAAACGGGCUGAACCGUGCAUAUCGUUUCGCCGGCUCUCAACGUUUUCACAAAGCACUGUCACCUCCGAUAUUCCGUAG
Pocillopora verrucosa is the source of this 945-nucleotide messenger RNA. The record is from RefSeq and is a predicted model, not a curated record. NCBI's taxonomy places the organism in Eukaryota, Metazoa, Cnidaria, Anthozoa, Scleractinia, Pocilloporidae.